AUGAGGUUCGUCAACACCAACAUCAACACCAACACAGAAGGGACACAGACACUGUAUCCUUUGGAGAAAGGCUUUAGCAAGACAGACCAGUGUUCCCUUGGUGAUGAUUUAGCGGCCAAACUGUCGGAUACCUUAGUGGGAGGAAACACCGAGAAUGACUGUGUUAUUACUGGAUACUACCCGGCUUGGAGCGACACGCCAUCUGAUCUACAGGACAAAGAUAUCGGGAAUAGCCAACAUAAGGACAAAGGUGUGGACCCUAAGCUCUUAUUGGGAUCUGAAAAGAAGUCCACAUCGGUCAGUGAUGGCGAAGCAACAUCUGGUAACGCGGGCAAGGAGAGACCGUCACGGGGGCCACGGUGUGAUACUUUGGACUUCUUGUUCACACAUUCAGAAGUUGACGAGUCCAGCAAGAAAUACCGGACAUGGUCUGAGCUGGAGACCUCAGAGGGCAAAAAUUCACCUCCUCCAAGAGAAACCUAUAUACCCACUGAACAGGCGUGGUGGUAUGCACAGAAUGUCAUCGCCACAGGCCGAGACAUAAUUUACAGACCCCUGGUCGAUGAAUGGAAAGAACGGAUGGAUGAAUGGUCCCAGUUGACACGGUUAGUCAAUGAAUCAGAAACACGGAGACUGGUCCCUACAGAGGAGUACCCCACUCAUGUGUGUGAAUGUUUGGACCGGGUUGACAUCAGACACGAUUGUGUGAGACAAAAGAUAGACUACACACGACCCCGACCCAAAAGUCCGCGAGAAAAAACAGGCUUCUGUGCCAGACACCGGCCUUUUGUUAGAAAAACUCAUAAUCACAGAGAAGCUUUAGCUAAUGUAGGUCGCGUGGACCUCAACAGAGUGCAGUUCAUUCACAAUUUCUAA
Saccostrea cuccullata (small rock oyster) is the source of this 876-nucleotide messenger RNA. RefSeq lists its product as uncharacterized. Lineage: Eukaryota; Metazoa; Mollusca; Bivalvia; Ostreida; Ostreidae. The record is from RefSeq and is a predicted model, not a curated record. The transcript is spliced from 6 exons. The coding region runs from base 1 to 876 and encodes 291 amino acids.